This is a messenger RNA of Salvia hispanica, 1242 nucleotides long. Its product is annotated as dof zinc finger protein DOF2.1-like. Gene Ontology annotation, biological process: regulation of DNA-templated transcription. Gene Ontology annotation, molecular function: DNA binding; DNA-binding transcription factor activity. Lineage: Eukaryota; Viridiplantae; Streptophyta; Magnoliopsida; Lamiales; Lamiaceae. The record is from RefSeq and is a predicted model, not a curated record.
UGUACUACUAGGCUCAGUUUUUCUUUCUCUCUUUUUUUUUCCACCUAAGAUCUGAGCACAACCUUCUUCUAUUUAUACACAUUCCCUCUCAUCUUUCUCGAAGAAGAAGAAGAAGAAGAAGUAGAAGCACAGGUGUUGCAUGGUGGGAUGGAUUCUUCAAGCGCACAGCUCCAUCUCCAGGAAAUGGGUAUAGAAAGCAUGGUGGCGUGCAAGCAGCAAGAUGGAAACAAGAAGGCAAGGCCAGCUGAUAUGCAAGCUCUAAAAUGCCCUCGAUGCGACUCCGCCAACACCAAAUUCUGCUACUACAACAACUACAGCCUCUCCCAGCCCCGAUACUUCUGCAAAUCCUGCCGACGAUACUGGACCAAAGGCGGCACCCUCCGCAACGUCCCCGUCGGCGGAGGCUGCCGCAAGAACAAGAGAUCCUCCUCCACUUCCUCUUCCUCCUCCUCCUCCAAGCGAAGCCAGGACCACCCCCUCCCCUCCCCUAUCCCUUCCAUGCCUCCUCUCUCCUACGAUUCCAACGAUCUCAAUCUCGCCAUCGCCACUCUCCAGAAGCAGAAUUCCGCCCAUUUAGGGUUAGAGGAUCACGAUUUCUCCAUCUGGGCCCACUCCCAAGCCCUCGGCACCUCCUCUUCGGGGCUGUUUGAUGCCAUCAGAAGUAGUGGCUUUCUUGAGAACCCGAGCGCUGGGAAUGGGCUUCACAAUUUGUACUAUGAUGAUCAGAAUGGGAUGAUGCACGACAUGCCAUAUGGGGACUAUGCGGUCCCCACGGCCGUGGCCACGGUGAAGCAGGAGAUGCUCGGAGGGAGGGACGCGGACGGGAGGAUAUUGUGGGGUUUCCCGUGGCAAAAUAUGGGUGCCGGGGAUGGCAAUGGGCCGGAUCUCGAUUCCGCUACCAGACUUAACUGGAAUGGGAUCGGGUCAUCCAAUUGGCAGGGGCUUCUCAAUAGUCCUCUUACAUAAGAGGACAGAGCGAAGAAGCCCCUUAAAUAAUUACAAUUAUUCUUAAUCGUAUAAGAAUAAUUGUAAUUGUUUAGAUUGGGAAUUUGAGUGGGUUAUAGUGUUUGCUAGAGAGGGGUUGGGGAAAGAAGAAAAAAGGAUAGAGUUUAAUUACUUAUCAAGUGUUUAACUUAAAGGGAAAGUUUAAUUAAUUUUAAUGAUGUGGAUUUGUGAUCUGUAUUGUACGAAGAGGGAAUUGAUUCACUUGAAUCGUCUUCUUCUUUUUUUGUUGACUGUCUA